AUGGCCCCAAGAACCAUCUACCUUCUUUCAUUGCGACAAGCCGCAAGCCAGCGUGCCCAUUUUGCCAUCUUUGUUCCGUCGGCGACCAACCCUCGGAAAGGCAGCCUGAUUAAUGUUGUCGGGGCACCAAUGACUGGUUUCUCACACCAAUUCGAACGGGGCUAUGAUCCAGACAUCGCUCAGGAGGACUACGAAAUGUGGCCCAUUGGCGAGGUAGACUCCUCACAUAUUGUUGACUGGCCGGAUGAUGCUCGCGCUAUACAUACCGAUCCCAAAGGAGACAUGGAGAUUGCUGCCUGCCAGGUGCCAGCACCAGGCAUCAGUGGGAAUUUCAUGGCCCCUGUGAAUGAUACGACAAACAAAAGAUGUCAAGAGUGGACCAUGGAUUAUGUCCGUCAUCUGGUCGCGGAAGGAUACAUUGGACCCGACGCUUGUGAGAUCGUGCAAUCUAAACGUGACCCUCCCACUCAUGGAAUUGGUCUACGCCGGGUAGCAGCAUAG
Molecule: messenger RNA, 501 nt
Organism: Aspergillus lentulus
Lineage: Eukaryota; Fungi; Ascomycota; Eurotiomycetes; Eurotiales; Aspergillaceae
Source: RefSeq, a predicted model, not a curated record